AUGAAAUUUCCCUAUUACAAGCUCUGCGUAUUGCUUCUAUGUCCUGCAACACUUGUUUUUGGUAAUCUUUUGUCCUUCUUUUUUCCCAAUCAUUUGCAAUCGCUACAGAUCAAUAAAGAUGGUUGGCUGAAUUCCAUCUUUGUCAAAAAUGGCUGGUUUUGGAAUUCGAUCGUUGGCUGGUGGUGUAUCCUUCGAUAUGGGGACUUCCAGAUAAAUCGCCAAUCGCUUAUACGAUAUUCGAUUCUAACAAUUUGGUGGUAUAUUUUCACACAAGCACUCUGGUUCGGCAUUGCUCCAAUAAUGGAUUUGGUUUUCACCUACACAGGUGGCCAUUGCGAUUUUACCGUCUUUGAUUCCAAUGGUAAUUUGGCCGAUGACUUUCAUGAUUCUAUUGCUAGGAGAUUGAAAUCCUUAAAACGUAUUCUUUUUACCUUAAAAAAUAUAACUAUGGAGAAUGAUGAGGACCUACUGAAAAAAUCAAUGAGCGAUAUAUCCUGCGCGUUAAAUGAAAAGUGUUUCAAUAGAACAUCUUCUCCGCAGGAUAUCAACAAUUUCAUUAGAAAAACCUUUGCACAGGAUGCUCCACUAUUGGGAUCUGCCCAAUGCAGAUCCCUCGGCGGUUACUGGAUUGGUGGACAUGAUCCUUCGGGCCAUGUUUUUCUGAUUACACUGAUGAUUAUGUAUUCGUUUGGUGAACUUCGACUCUUUGGUGGAAAAGCGUUACAAAGAUUGAAAAAGAAAAAGUAUACAGGACUUCUUAUAACUAGUUUAAAACUAUUUGAUAAUGGGCCCAUUUGGAAUCUAAUCAAUAAUAAACCAAAAAAUAUCAAAAGCUUUUUGAUGAGUGCGUUUAUCUUACCACCAUUCACUGUGGUAAAAGAUAUAGUGAAGUUCCUUGGUCAGAUUCUAAAAAUUGUUGUAUGGCAAAAUCCGAUUAUAUUACUCAUAUCUCUACUAGGCAUGUGGUGGUGGAGCUUCCUAAUAACAUCAAUUGUUUUCCAUACUUUCACUGAACAACUUUCCGGUUUAUUAUUUGCAUAUAUCGUCGCUGGAAUCAUCUAUUGGAACGAUCAUUGGUUUAUUCACAACGCCAUGAACCAAUAG
Molecule: messenger RNA, 1104 nt
Organism: Zygotorulaspora mrakii
Lineage: Eukaryota; Fungi; Ascomycota; Saccharomycetes; Saccharomycetales; Saccharomycetaceae
Gene: SCS3
Product: Scs3p
Exons: 1
Coding region: 1-1104 (367 amino acids)
Biological process (GO): lipid droplet organization; phospholipid biosynthetic process; lipid storage
Cellular component (GO): endoplasmic reticulum membrane
Source: RefSeq, a predicted model, not a curated record